Schistosoma haematobium is the source of this 1233-nucleotide messenger RNA. RefSeq lists its product as uncharacterized. Gene Ontology annotation, molecular function: G protein-coupled receptor activity. The record is from RefSeq and is a predicted model, not a curated record. Lineage: Eukaryota; Metazoa; Platyhelminthes; Trematoda; Strigeidida; Schistosomatidae. Gene Ontology annotation, biological process: G protein-coupled receptor signaling pathway. Gene Ontology annotation, cellular component: plasma membrane. The transcript has a single exon. The coding region runs from base 1 to 1233 and encodes 410 amino acids.
AUGAAUAGUAGCAACAAUAAUUUAACUUCCAAUUUUGAUGGAACACGGCACAAUGCUUGUUUAGAAUAUGAAUUGCCUAAUUUAUUUGUUGCAAUCUUUGGAUUUUUCACAAUUAUAUUUGGCAGUGCAGGAAGUAUAUUGACAUACACUUAUUUAUUCAUGUUUCGUAGAAGUUCUAAAACGGUGAGUGUAACCACUACAACAACUAGAACUGAAAGAACAAGUAAUAACAGUUGUUCGAGUGCAGGAGGUAGUGAUAUUCAACCAAAACAAAGUAAUCUACGUGAAUCAACUCAACUAUUAAUGGCUUGUUUAGCAUUAGUAGAUUUUCUUGGUCAAAAUAUCAGUUGUCUACGUUAUACAAUUCUUGCUUUAAAACAAUAUGAUAUAAGAUUAUUUUAUACAGAUAUAUUUUGUCGAUUACAAUUAUUUGCUGAAUACUGUUGUCAAGAUAGUUCAGCAUGGUUUAUGUGUGCAAUGACUGGUGAAAGAUUUUGGUUAUUAGCAAAACCAACAUCCUCUUAUGGUAUGAAUAAAAAACAAAUUAAACCAGCAGUAUUGGUAUUAACAAUAUGUACUUUAGUUAUAAUUGGUAAAAAUUCAGUUCUACUUGCAGGUAGUCAAGAUGUUUGUAGUGAAGGUUAUACAGACAAAACAUUUUUCCUUGUUGAUUUAAUCUUUAAGUGUCUUAUCCCAUUCAUUCUAUUAAUGACUACGAGUAUUGGAAACUUAGUAUUAAUGCAUCGUCAAUUAGUAAAAAUGCAUUCUGAACACAUGACAAUUAAUAAAGGAUUAUCUAUUGUAACAAUGAGUCGUAAAGAUAAAAAGAAAUUGCCACCGACAACAGCAGCUAUGUGGGAAGUGAUAUUUGCAUGUCGUAUGAUGAUUGUAUCAAGUAUUGUAUACAUUAUUGGUGCAUUACCAAUUAAUUUAUUUAAAUUAUCAAUGUCGAAUUUUAAAAAUGUACUUACAGCACGUGAUAUUUGUUCAGUUACAGAUAUUAUUUAUAAUACUAUUAAUAUCAUGUUUUGGACAUGUGUAGGAUUACGAUUUUAUUUGUAUAUAUUUAGUUCACCAAGGGUACGUCGUGAUAUGUUUUUAAUAUGUCGAAUGAUUUUAGUGAAAUUACAUUGUUUAUCACCAAUAAGAAGAAAAUCGAAAAGAAAUGAAACAUCACAAAGUAAAUCAGGAAUAACUGAAGUGAGUAGAAGUCAAACAACUGGAAAAACAUAA